Molecule: messenger RNA, 2388 nt
Organism: Lasiodiplodia theobromae
Lineage: Eukaryota; Fungi; Ascomycota; Dothideomycetes; Botryosphaeriales; Botryosphaeriaceae
Product: AAA family ATPase
Exons: 4
Coding region: 1-2388 (795 amino acids)
Molecular function (GO): ATP binding; ATP hydrolysis activity
Source: RefSeq, a predicted model, not a curated record
AUGUUUGGCGAGGCGACCGCCCCAUCGGACAACUCAGUCUUCCUCAGACCUUUCAAGCUCUUCAUCUGCUACGAGGAGGCUCUUCGAGAACUUUUGACCAACAUACGCAACCGGCUCGAGUAUCCCAUGUAUGGCCCAGUGCCGAAACCCGCCUCAAAUUCAUCAAAAGCAAGUCUGAACGAAGCAGUGGAUGCAGAAACACCAUAUGAGGAGAAUCCGGAGGGGAAUGGGGUAUAUGAAGAUCAGGGAACCUCAAAUUCAUCCGUUCAUCCACCAAAUUCGGAUCCUGGGGCAGCUUUGGAAGUCUCACAUGCCAUGGCUGAGCACUUGGACGCUAUGUUGAGGUUUACGGAUGUGGAGUUGAAGCAAUACCGGGCCAUCUUCCGUCGUCUCAGGUCUCGUGAGGCGGAAACAGUUGAUUUCAAGGACCUUUGGUUUCUCUUCGCACCGGGUGAUAAGAUCUAUCAUUCCGAAACAAAGCAAGCCUACCAAGUCCUCGCAGUGAGUGGAGGUAGAUCACUCCUCACAAAAAAUCUCGAAGAUCUGGAAUCGGACGAGCCAGCUUUUCCUUGGUCUUCUCCCACAGCCGAAACCGAAAUCACAAGUCCCUUCGUCAUCGAUUGUAUCUAUUUGGACUUCAACGGGGAGGAACUCGGUCCAGCUAACCACCAAGUUACAAUCAUGCCCUAUACUGGAUCUCAGGCUAUUUCUAGUCUUGAGUUUCUCCCUCUAGAGUAUGCAAGGACCGUGAUUGACACAGUGGAGAAUACGGAGCUCCCCGUGGAGGAUUACUUGGUCAAACGAGGGAAAAGGUACCUCGAUCUAUUGGACUCGCAAGAGGUUCCUCAUCGUGAGUACAUCGGUUUCAGCGUCGGCGAAAACCGCGAACAGAUUGACAGUCGGGUGAUAAUUGACUUGAGUCUAUACUGGGAGAAAAAUAUUGAGAAAAGGCCAGUUCUUGGGCUCAGGAGACCAGAAGAGGCGGAUGUUCGAGAAGUUGCAGAGAUGAACACAUGCUCGUGUUACAAUUGCAGGUCCGAAAGCAAGAGACGAAACAGUCACAUAUACGACGACAGAAAGGUCGACCGCCAACGCAUGGAGGCAUUCAUUGCCGAGAACUCAGAUACUUGGAGACUGAUUCGGGAUCCGAAAGGCAAAGUUAAGCAUGACUUGCUCUGCCUUCUGCCAAGUCGAGUUUUCGGAUAUGUGUUGCGGAGCCGAAAAUGGCACCAACUCGACAUGGACAGAACCUCCCCAGUAAAGCAAAGAGCGCAGAACUUCAAUGACCUGAUCCUACCGACAGACUACAAGGAUCUCGUUGAGGGUAUGGUCAGAACUCAUGCCCGCGGAUCAAAGCCCAGCAUUUCUAUGUCCAACGACGCGUCAGCCAUACAUGGGACGGAUCUUGUACGUGGAAAAGGAAAGGGGGUCAUUAUUCUACUCCACGGUGUUCCUGGUGUCGGUAAGACGAGCACUGCUGAAUGUGUCGCUGAGUACACGUUAAGACCACUGUUCUCAAUCACAUGUGGUGAUAUUGGCGAGGAUGCAAAGACCGUCGAAGCGAAUCUUGAGGAAAACUUCCAACUUGCCCACCGGUGGGGCUGUGUGUUGCUGUUGGACGAAGCAGAUGUGUUCCUGCAGACACGCAACAAGAGCGACAUGGCCCGCAAUGCCGUAGUAUCUGUGUUUCUGCGUAUCCUGGAGUACUAUUCCGGGAUUCUUUUUCUUACGACUAACAAGGUCGGUACUUUCGACGAUGCCUUCACAUCAAGGAUCCAUCUCUCUUUGUACUACCCUCCUCUGGACCGAAAACAGACCAAGAAAAUCUGGAAGGUGAACCUGGACCGAAUUCAGAGGACAAACCAAGACACUCUAGUAGUUCAAAAAGAAGAGAUAAUGCAGUGGGUGAAGGAGCUGAUGGAGGAACUCAGAAGUCGGGAUUUCCGGCCCUGGAAUGGACGACAAAUCCACAAUGCAUGCCAGACUGCUACUUCGAUUGCGAAAUUCCGACCAAAAGAACACGGUGUCUUGGGUCCCGGUGAGUUUGAGACGGUGAAGAACGCAACCUUCGAUUUCGACGACUACUUGAAGAAUGUUCACGGAAUGGAUGAUGCUGGGAGAGCCAAAAGGAAUUUUGACCGCAACGACUUCUGGGGGGAUGAACCAUAUUAUGGAGGCGCAUCAACGAAGCAAAGGCCAUCCAGCUAUGGCCGACGGAGAAACUUAGAUUAUGGGGACCAGGGAAGGGGAAAAGGCCGGAAGCGAAAUUCCCGAGAUGACAGGAAGCGGUAUGACGGGGACUCGGGUUCUGAUGAAGUACGUGAGCGACGAAAGUCUAGGAAAGAGAAGGACUCGGAUUCGGAUUCAGACUCGGAUUCAUCAGUCUAA